Messenger RNA from Funneliformis caledonium, 801 nucleotides. The record is from the annotation of a GenBank genome assembly. Lineage: Eukaryota; Fungi; Glomeromycota; Glomeromycetes; Glomerales; Glomeraceae.
AUGAAGCAAAAAAAUUUUUAUCUUACUACUCCCAUUUUUUAUCCUAAUGCUAAACUCCAUUUAGGGCAUGCUUAUGCCAUGACUAUGGCUGACCUUAUUGCGCGCUAUAAAAAAAGUAAAGGAUACCAAGUAUACUUCCAAACUGGCAGCGAUGACCAUGGUGAAAAAAUUGAAAAAAAAGCCCAAGAAUUAGGGAUAGCGCCCCAAGCAUUAGUAGACCAAAAUGUAGCCUUAUUUAAAGAGUUAUGGCAAAAAUUAGGAAUUGAAUACGAUUUUUUUUAUCGCACUAGUUCGCUAACCCAUAAAGAAAAAGUUCAAAAAAUCUUCCUAGAAUUAGCAAAUAAAGGCGAUAUUUAUUUGAGUGAAUAUCACGGGAAGUAUUGCGUGGCUUGUGAGGAUUAUGUAAGUAGUAGUAAAGUUUCCGAGAAUAACCUUUGCCCUGCUCCUAGUUGCCAGUCGGAAUUAAGCAAGAUUAGCGAACCGGCCUAUUUUUUGAAAGCUUUGCUGAAUUACCUUAACUCCGAACCCGGAGAAAAAUUUUUCCUUCCCGAAGUUUCUGAAAAAAAAGAAAUCAAUCAUGCCAAAGAAGUCGCUUGUGUGGCUAUUCAAGACAAAAACAAUAAUUAUCUUUUGGUUUACAAUAAAAAAUUUGGUGGAUGGCAGUUUCCAGGUGGUAAAUUAGAAAAAGGGGAAAAUGCCAUGGAAGCAGCCAAAAGAGAAAUAUUUGAAGAAACUAAUUUAGUAGUUAAGGACUUAGAGAAAAUUGGGGAAAAGAAUUUUUAUGUUAAUGACCAGUGGUGA